Pantherophis guttatus is the source of this 4786-nucleotide messenger RNA. RefSeq lists its product as uncharacterized. Gene Ontology annotation, molecular function: RNA polymerase II cis-regulatory region sequence-specific DNA binding; DNA-binding transcription factor activity, RNA polymerase II-specific. Gene Ontology annotation, biological process: regulation of transcription by RNA polymerase II. The record is from RefSeq and is a predicted model, not a curated record. Lineage: Eukaryota; Metazoa; Chordata; Lepidosauria; Squamata; Colubridae.
AAAAAAAAAGCACAUCUACCUCCCAGCAGGGUUUCUCCAUUUUUUAUUUUUUAUUUUAAAUUUUUAAAUCACAGUUGCAAAGAGCCGGAAGCAAGAAAAAAGCUGCAGCAACGCCUGGGAGCAGAAAUCAAGGAUUGCAGCAGGGCUCAGAUGCCUUCGUCGUGCAAGCGGGGUGGGAGAAAACAUUGGAAAAAGGAGACCAGAGAUCGUAACCUGAGGAAUUGCCCUUGAUGCCAGUACGGUUGCAACGGUUUGGAUCCCGGGGCAGGUUUUGGACCGUCGGGCUGGGUGGUACUUUUGCCUGGAGACCCUCUGAGAAGGACAAUGGAAGAGCAGGACCUCAGAGAUCAUCCGCAGAAGAAAGAUCCUCGCGGAGGGGAAUCCCCGCCCCGAAAGAUGGGCAGAGAGAUCAAGCAGGAACCGGAUGAGGGAUCCCUUCAGCAGUGGGAAGCUCAGUGGCGGGAGUUCCUGAAGACGGUGGAGACCCCGUGUUCGGGGAGCUCUAAACCACCCGUGGAUCCGUGGGAAAACAGUUUGGCCUUCCUGGAUUCCUUCGAGCAGGUGGCCCGAGCCUGUCGGUGGCCCAAGGAGGAAUGGGUGGCCCGGCUCCAGCCAGCCUUGAGCGGAGAGGCCGAGCAGGCCUUUCUGAACCUGGAAGGGUGCAGCAAGAGGGAUUAUGGGAAAGUGAAGGCAGCCAUUUUGCAAAGGGAUGCCCGGCGGCGGGAGGAACAGCGCCAGCAUUUCCGGCGCUUCCGUUACCAGGAAGCUGAAGGGCCCCGAGGGGCUUACAGCCGACUCCAGGAACAUUGCAAGCGGUGGCUGAAAGCGGACAUGUGCACCAAAGAGCAGAUUGUGGAGCUGCUGAUCCUGGAGCAGUUCCUGGCCAUCCUACCGCCGGAGAUGCAGCGCUGGGUCCGGGCGUGCGGCCCAGAGAGCUGCUCCCAGGCAGUGGUCUUGGUUGAAGACUUCCUCGGGAAGAAGGAAGAGCUCAACAUGUGGGAACACCACGCAGGGGUAUUGCAAUGGGUCCUUUCUUAUGAGGUAUUAUCGGAGGAGGCAGCAACAAUCUCCAGAAUUAGCCAAGUUGGUACUGAGGCAGGGUGGAGGAUGAUGUACGUGGAGACCAAACAGGAGAACGAUGACUCCAGUACUGAUCUCUUAGGAUCUGAAUGGAAAAGCGAAACAGAAGGGAAACUGUGUGGAGAUUUCUCUGAAGAAACCGAGCGGGAACCCUUUGAAGAGAAAGUCUGGAGCCGAGUUCAACCCGCACACCGAGAGAGAAACCAACAAGAAGAAUGGAUCGAAAGAUCUCUUCCUUGUCCAGUCGGAGAGUUCCAUGAGAUCUCACUCCAGCAAAACAACCAGGGAGGAGAGGAAAGGAACGGAUGCCUCAGUGAUCACUGGGAAAUGUCUGCCGAGACUGAAACCCAGAAAAGUAUGUUUGGGAAGAACCCCGGAGACAAGGAAAUGCUUUCUGAAGGAGAGAGUUCGUACACAUUUCUGGAAAACGGAGAGAAGUUUCUGGACCCUUUAGUUCCUCCUUCGUAUCGGGCUGCCCAUGCUGAUGGACAACAUCAACCCACUGAGUUCAGCAAAACCUUUUAUGGUCCAUCCAGCCUGCUCAAACCACCGACAGUCCCCAAAACGGAAAAGUUGUACAAAUGCUUGGAAUGCGGGAAGUCCUUCAGUCGCAGCGCCCACCUGACCUCCCACCAGAUCAUCCACACCGGGGAAAAACCGUACACGUGUUUAGAGUGCGGGAAGAGCUUCGUUCAGAGCGCCCACCUCGCCUCCCACCAAAUUAUCCACACGGGGGAGAAGCCGUACAAGUGCUCGGAGUGUGGGAAGAGUUUCAACAAGAGCACCAACUUUCUGAGGCAUCAGAAGAUCCACAAGGGAGAGAAGCCGCACCAGUGCGCCGAUUGCAACAAGACUUUUGCCGACAAACCGAGUCUUAUUCAGCACCAAAGGGUUCACACGGGGGAGAGACCCUACAAGUGCUACGAGUGUGGGAAGAGCUUCAGUCACAGGGGCAGCCUCAAUGCGCAUCAGCGGAUGCACACGGGGGAGAAGCCGUACGGGUGCGCGGACUGUGGGAAGAGCUUCAGGGAUCAAUCCAGCCUUAUUAGACAUAAGAGAACCCACACCGGGGAGAAGCCCUACACCUGCUCCGAGUGUGGGAAAAGCUUCAGCCAGAGCACAAACUUGACUUUGCAUCAAAAGGUCCACACGGACGGAAAGUUUCCGGCAGAUUCUCCCCAAAUACUUAACACGGGGAUGGGCGUGUUAAUGUAUCCACCGAGUCCCGCAAAUGGUUUAGUGGCGCUUGAAAGCUAAGUGGUACUUGACUCAAUAGUAGUAACUAUUUAGAGGGAUCUUGGAGUCCUAGUGGACAACCAUUUAAAUAUGAGCUAGCCGUGUGCAUCAGCUGCCAAAAAAGCCAACACAGUUCUGAGCUGCAUACACAGAGGGAUAGAAUCAAGAUCACGUGAAGUGUUAAUACCGCUUUAUAAUGCCUCGGUAAGGCUACACUUGGAAUAUUGCAUUCAGUUUUGGUCGCCACGAUGUAAAAAAGAUGUUGAGACUUUAGAAAGAGUGGAGAGAAGAGCAACAAAGAUGAUGAGGGGACUGGAGGCUAAAACAUAUGAAGAACGGUUGCAGGAACUGGGUAUGGCCAGUCUAGUGAAGAGAAGGGCCAGGGGAGACGUGAUAGCAGCCUUCCAAUAUUUGAGGGGCUGCCACAAAGAAGAGGGGGUCAACUUAUUUUCCAAUUCACCAGAAGGCGAGACAAGAAACAAUGGAUAGAAACUAAUCAAGGAGAGAAGCAACUUAGAAGUAAGGAGAAAUUUUCCUGACAGUGAGAACAAUUAAUCAAUGGAACGGCUUGCCUCCAGAAGUUGUGGGGGUUGGACUAGAAGACCUCCAAGGUCCCUUCCAAUUCUGUUACUCUGUUAUACUAUUAACUUGCUCCUUCGGUUGCAUCAGAGGCCUUUGUGUUUGCAUUUCCGCUCUUAACACGUUUACUCUGAACUCCAUGACUUUUCUGUCCAAGCUGCACCUUUGUGGAACUUGGAAGCUCAUUAAAAUAUGCAGAAUAUACAGACUGUGUUCCCUGUAUGGCUUCCCUUGGGACUCUCUUGCUUAAAUUGUUACCUUUUGUUGGCAACGCAGGUAGUCCUCGGUUUACAACCAUUUGUUUAAUGACCGAAUUUACAAGGACGCUAAAAAAAGCGACGUAACUUCGCUUGUCUUUUGGUGUUCGCAGAUUCGUUUCUCAUUAUUGAUUUAGGUGUAGCAUUCAAUGGAUUUGGGCAGGGUGAGGUUACUGCCUGGAUUAAUUUAUAUGCAUAUUGGAAUAUAAAACAAGGAGGUGGAAUAAACGACGUCAUAUUUCUCGCCCCAAUGGAUCCCCGGGUUGAAACCAAAGAGCCUAAGAUCCUGUACAGAUGGUCCUCGAUUUACAAUCAUUCAUUUAGUGACUGUUCAAAGUUUCAACAGCACUGAAAAAAGUUGACUUACGAUCGUUUUUCACACUUCCUACUGUUGCAACAUCUCCAUGAUCACGUGAUCAAAAUUCAGACUCUUGGCAAGGGACUCAUCUUUAUGACGGUUGCAGUGUCCCGGGGGGGCCAUGCAAUUCUCUUUUGUGACCUCCUUGACAAGCAAAGUCAACGGGGAGGUCAGAUUCAUUUAAACAACCUUAUUACUAACUGAGCAAUUGCAGUGAUGCACUUAACAACGGUGGGGGAGAAAGGUCGUAAAAUGGGGCGAAAUUCACUGAACAACUGUCUCGCUCAGCGACAGAAAUUUCGGGCUCAAUUGUGGUCAUAAGUCGAGGGCUACCUGUAUUUAUAGGCCUCAAUUUCUUCCAUCCGAGGCGUGUUCUGAAACCCCACAAAUGUUUCAUUAUCCAGUUUCAAAAUUGUAUUAGUUUAUCAAAGCAUUAAAUACAAAAAUACAAGGGACAUUUUAAAAAAAAAUACAGUAGUGGCCAAAAUUGUGGAAACCUUUUUGGGAAAAGUGUAUUUUCUAAAACUGGCUAAUAACACCACUUUUUUUUGGAGUAGUACCAUAAAAUUAUAUAUCAAUGGAAAGAUAAUUUAAUCAAGAAUGUAAUGCAAUAACUUUUAGGAAGGAUUUGCUAUUAGAAUAGCAGUUACAGUAGAAAUAAGAAAAGUGAAACACGUAGAAAAAACGAGAUAUACAAAAAUUAACACCAUAGAAAGAACGAGAUAUACAAAAAUUAUCACAUCAGUUAAUACUUAGUUGGGUAACCUUUAGCAUGAAUUGCAGCCUUACAACGUCUUCCCAUAGAGUGAACCAAGUCUUUUACUUCUGCAGCUUUAAUAAUGUGAAACCAAGAUUGAAUGAUGGCUUCUAUUAACUGGGUUUUGUUGCUGGGUUGCUUCUGACUAACAAGUUUCUUUAGUCAGCUCCACAGAUUUUCAGUUGGGUUAAGAUCUGGGCUAUUCCCAGGCCAUUCCAACAGUGGAAUAUGAUUAUCUUGAAGCUCCAAAAAAAAAAAAAAAGUGGUGUUAUUAGCCAUCAAACCUCAAAAAUACACUUUUCCCAAAAGGCUUCCACAAUUUUGGCCACUAUUGUAAAGGUAAAAUAGAUAAAACUCUUCCAGGUCCAUUUUCUGCCAGCUGUUUUCUUGAAGAAUGAGUUCCUGCCCUUCAGUAAAAUCUAUUCGUCUGUCGCCUCUAUUAUCUCGUUCCAUACGGGCCAAUCGCUUUUUCUCCAGGUAUUGUUCUUCCUAUUCUUGCAUUAAAGUCAUCCAUUAGUA